GAACAAAAUGUCGGCGGGAGGAAGAAGCACUCCCACCAUCGACAAUUUCCUGAGGUGUGUUUUGGUGAGCAAUGCGCGGUCACCUGACUGAAUGACAUCGCGCACGUAUCAAAACCGUCUAUGCUGACACCGUGUUGAGUCGCUGACGGUGGACUGCACCCGCGGACACUGUUUUAACCUUCAAUUUGUAGUCAUGACUUGUAGGACACGAUGGCUUCAGCUGUUCCUGCUUUUAUGUUGCGUGCAGACCUGCCUGUUGCAGAAAGAAGAAAGAGGCUUUAGUGGUACGGAGACCAAUGAUGGGGUGUUGGUCAACUCCCGAGCCAACGCAGUCCUGAGCAGUGGCCUCACAACUGUCUUCCUCCCAAUCAUCUACAUCAUUGUGUUUGUUGUGGGGCUCCCCACCAAUGCCUUGGCUCUGUGGGUAUUCCUCUUCAGGUCCAAGAAGAAGCACCCGUCAUCCAUCUACAUGGCCAACCUGGCUCUGGCUGACCUGCUCUUUGUCAUCUGGGUGCCCUUAAAAAUAGAGUACCACUUCAACGGCAACAACUGGACCUACGGACAGGGGUUGUGCAAAGUGCUGGUGGCGUUUUUCUAUGGCAACAUGUACUGCUCCAUCUCCUUUAUCGCCUGUAUAAGUGUCCAGCGUUACUGGGCUGUGGUCCACCCGCUGUCCUGGCAGCAGAGGAGCAGCUGUCUAGCUGUUUCUGUCUGUGCUGCAGUCUGGGUGGUGGUCUGGCUUAUCACCAUCCCUCUCUACCUGUAUGACCAAGAGGUCCACGUGAGAAACCUCAACAUCCUUACCUGCCAUGAUGUCACCAGGCCCAGCCAGACGAAAAUAGCAGCAGGCUACUUCCUGACAAUGGGGACAGUGGGGUUUGUUGGUCCCACUGUCGUGUGCAUCAUAUCCUACAUCCUCAUGCUCAAGGCUCUCAGGAACAGCAUGGCAGAUCCUGCUAUUGCCAAAAAGCGACGGAAGGCUGUGGUCUUGAUCGUCACCGUGUUGGUUAUGUUUUUAGUGUGCUUCACCCCCAGUAACAUCAUGUUGCUGGUGCACUACAUCCUCCUGUUGGGUGAGUCUACCAACAACUUGUAUGGCUUCUACAUCACCACCCUGUGCCUGGCGAGUCUUAACAGCUGCUUCGACCCUUUCAUUUACUACUUCAUCUCUGAGGAUUUCAGGGAGCAUGUGAAGAACACAUUCCUCUGCAGGAGUGAGAGGACAGUGGAGAGGAUGAGGAUCUCCUUCAGCGCUCUGAAAUACUCAAGGAAGAACAACACAUAUACUUCUGAUUCAGACAAGACGCAGAGCACCGACUGCUAGAGAAUAAUUGGGGUUUAAGCUUUUUCCUGAUCAGUUAAAAUAAGAUGGAUUUCUUGUUUAACUGUAUUGUGACCUUUCCUAUUUAGGAAAGCCAUUAUGUAGUAAUGACAUCCUAGAAGCUUUGAGCUGUCCUGGGUAAUACUUUUUUAACAUUUUGUAAAUAAAUUUUAUUUUUAUAUCUUUGAGAAUUCAAGUUUUUUAAAAUGUAUUUUGUUGUAUUUGAUUUCAUAGGGAGUGAUUGUCUUUGGUACUAAAGGACAACAUUUUGCAUGUUGUAUGAUGCAGGAUACAAGCUUAAGUAUAUUUCUUUUAAGUGUAUUUUCUUUUAAGUAAUAAUGUUUACUUGUAUAAAUACAUUUUAAAGUUUGCCAAUAAAACUAUCUGUCCAACUUA
Messenger RNA from Lates calcarifer (barramundi perch), 1717 nucleotides. RefSeq names its product coagulation factor II (thrombin) receptor-like 1, tandem duplicate 1 (gene f2rl1.1). NCBI's taxonomy places the organism in Eukaryota, Metazoa, Chordata, Actinopteri, Centropomidae. The coding region runs from base 194 to 1324 and encodes 376 amino acids. The transcript has 2 exons. The record is from RefSeq and is a predicted model, not a curated record. Gene Ontology annotation, biological process: thrombin-activated receptor signaling pathway; blood coagulation; positive regulation of Rho protein signal transduction. Gene Ontology annotation, molecular function: thrombin-activated receptor activity. Gene Ontology annotation, cellular component: membrane.